ACCAUUUUAUUGGAGUUAUGUUCCUGUCACAUUCACUCUUGUAAAAAGAGGUUAUGUUGCAAGUCAUAAGGAAAUUAAUCCCUUUUUAUUCCGCCUCGCCCGAAUUGCCUUCUUUGCCAACAAAAAUGAGCGAGGUGAAAAUCGUCCGGAAGCCCCGCUAUGACGGUCGUGUCAAAAAACGCCAAUGGGAAGAAAGAAGAAGUGAUAAAGGUGAAGGUUUGGACUCCCAAAAGUCCAAAAUAGUUAAAAAAGAAACAGAUGUGACUGGGGAAUUAAUAGAAAAGAUCAAGAGAAAAAAAUUUGCGGUAUUGUUGGGUUAUUCAGGGACGAAUUACUAUGGAAUGCAACGAAAUCCCAAUACGCCGACUAUUGAAGAAGAAUUAUUAAAUUCUCUUUACAAAAAUAAGUAUAUUACUGAGGAAAAUUUUACACAAGUGCAGACGAUGCAGUUUCAAAGGGCUGCGAGGACUGAUAAGGGAGUCUCCGCAGCGCGGCAAGUGGUGUCUUUGAAGUUACCAGAAAAUGUGGAAAUUGCAAAAAUUAAUGAACAGUUACCGGAAAUGAUUCGGGUUUUUGGGAUCAGAAGGGUCACAAAAGGGUUCAACAGUAAGGUGCAGUGUGACAGUCGUUCCUACAUCUAUUUACUCCCCACUGUAUCGUUUAUUCCCCAUGACCAAAUAAUGGUACAAAAAGGGUUUAGACUUAAUGAAGCAACAUUAAAUCGAGUUAAUGAUCUUUUACAAAAAUAUGUCGGCACGAAAAAUUUCCACAACUUUACUUCCAAGAAACAAGCUACUGAUCCUAGUGCUAAAAGAUACAUGAGGAAUUUAAUGUGUGAUAAACCUUUUAUUAAGGAUGACGUUGAAUUUGCUUUGAUUAAAAUAAGGGGCCAGAGCUUUAUGUUGCAUCAAAUACGGAAAAUGGUGGGACUGCUGGUUGCUGUGGUUAAGGGGUACACAUCUGAGGAAACCUUGGACUUGGCUUUUGGGAUGGAGAAGGUUAAUAUACCGAAAGCUCCAGGAUUGGGACUGCUUUUGGACUAUGUCCAUUAUGAGAGAUAUAACAACAGAUAUGGCGAAGAUGGGGUUCAUGAAAAAUUGAUUUGGGAUGAUGUUGAAAAAGAAGUAGUGGAAUUUAGAGAAAAAUAUAUUUUUCCCACAAUUAUUAAUACGGAAAUUAAGGAAGAGGCAAUGGUGGAUUGGAUUGUAAGGCGACUGUCGACUCACAAAUAUGAUGAUGUUGAUGCUGAUGACGACAAGAGUGAUAGUGAACAAAUUGUUACUUCAAAUACUACAUAAUUACAUAAACUUUAUUUUUUUAUUUACAUAAUUUUUAUUACUUGUACGAUAUAUUAGUUACAAUAAACGAUUGCAUACUUA
This is a messenger RNA of Tribolium madens (black flour beetle), 1379 nucleotides long. RefSeq names its product tRNA pseudouridine synthase A (gene Pus1). Gene Ontology annotation, biological process: tRNA pseudouridine synthesis; mRNA pseudouridine synthesis. Gene Ontology annotation, molecular function: RNA binding; pseudouridine synthase activity. Gene Ontology annotation, cellular component: nucleus. The record is from RefSeq and is a predicted model, not a curated record. NCBI's taxonomy places the organism in Eukaryota, Metazoa, Arthropoda, Insecta, Coleoptera, Tenebrionidae. The coding region runs from base 54 to 1298 and encodes 414 amino acids. The transcript has a single exon.